Gambusia affinis (western mosquitofish) is the source of this 6660-nucleotide messenger RNA. It is a transcript of the gene eps15l1a, whose product is annotated as epidermal growth factor receptor pathway substrate 15-like 1a. Gene Ontology annotation, biological process: endosomal transport; endocytosis. Gene Ontology annotation, molecular function: calcium ion binding; cadherin binding. Lineage: Eukaryota; Metazoa; Chordata; Actinopteri; Cyprinodontiformes; Poeciliidae. The record is from RefSeq and is a predicted model, not a curated record. Bases 287 to 3088 code for a protein of 933 amino acids. The transcript is spliced from 26 exons. Gene Ontology annotation, cellular component: plasma membrane; clathrin coat of coated pit; cytoplasm.
UCGUCACUCAAAGAAUGUUAUCCGAUGAUAAUAGUUAACAUUAACACAACCCGCUAUAGUUUUCGAUUUGUAAACACGACGGAAGACAGACAGCUAUCUAUCCGUGUUACGGUAGGAACGUCUGACGAGGUAGCACAGAUAGUCAGUAUGGACCUAAUGCUCUACCGUGGGAUUUUGACACUGCUCACUAAUGACGAACUAAAGCAGACUGGACGAGUGGUUCCAAUAGGAGGCGUGUCACUGGGCUUCAGAGGGGGAGAGCGGUCUCACAGCAGUAGCAGGGAAGAUGGCAACUCUCGCAUCUCUCACCCAGGUGGUGAGUGGGAAUCCUGUUUAUGAAAACUUCUACAGACAGGUGGAUCCUGAAAACACUGGCAGAGUAGGACCAACAGAAGCAGCACUAUUUCUCAAAAAGUCUGGACUACCUGACAGUACAUUGGGGAAGAUUUGGGAUUUGGCUGAUCCUGAAGGAAAAGGCUAUUUGGACAAACAGGGAUUUUAUGUUGCUCUCCGUUUGGUGGCCUGUGCGCAGAGUGGUCAGGAAGUCAGUGUUUCUAACAUCAACCAAACUGUCCCUCCUCCACAGUUUAAGGAUACCAGCAGUCCGUCUUUGAGCAGCACAACCUCUUUGUCUUGUGAAUUGCUGUGGGCUGUUAAGCCUGAGGAGAAGAAUAAAUUUGAUGGGAUUUUUGAAAGUCUGGUGCCCGUCAACGGCCUUCUGUCAGGAGAGAAGGUCAGACCAGUCCUCAUCAAUUCCAAGCUACCUCUUGAUGUCCUUGGCAAGGUUUGGGAUUUGAGUGACAUUGAUAAAGAUGGCCAUCUGGAUAAGGAUGAAUUUGCAGUGGCCAUGCACCUUGUGUAUCGGGCCUUAGAGAAGGAGGCCAUUCCCGCCCUCCUCCCCUCUGCCCUCAUCCCUCCAUCAAAGAGGAAGAAGAGCCUCUGCUCAGUGCAAGGUCCUAUUUCUGGACUACCAGCCAGCCCCCCACCACUAAAAGACUCACUACAUUCCACACCCUCCCAUGGCAGCAUGACAUCACUCAACAGCACCGGCAGCCUGUCACCCAAACACACUCUCAAGUCAGGACUGCAUUCACUGAACUGGGUGGUGCCAUUGUCAGAACGUGGUCGCUAUGAUGACAUCUUUCUGAAGACGGACGCAGAUCUGGAUGGCUUUGUCAGUGGACAGGAAGUAAAGGAUAUCUUCAUUCAAUCUGGACUUUCUCAGAACAUCCUUGCACAUAUAUGGUCGUUGGCAGAUACAAGACAGAUAGGCAAACUGAACAGGGAGCAGUUUGCCCUUGCGAUGCACCUCAUCCAUCAGAAAGUAGGCAAAGGUAUUGACCCACCCCAAGUCCUCACUGUUGACAUGAUACCUCCGUCAGAGAGAGGAACUCCCAUACCUACAAUGUCUGGAUAUAUGACUCCAGUAGGAUCAGAGAUGGUUGCUCUGUCAGAAAUGAGAAGGGACAGCUCUAGUUCAGUGGGUUCAGGGGAGUUCAGCGGCAUCAAGGAGCUUGAUGAUAUUAGUCAGGACAUAGCCCAGUUGCACAGGGAGAAGUACUCUCUGGAUCAGGAUAUUAGGGAGAUGGAAGAAGCUAUCAGACAAAAGAGUGCUGAGGUGCAGGAGAUGCAGAAUGACAUGGACAGAGAGACAACCAAUCUGCAGGAACUGGAGGCGCAGAAGCAAGAUGCUCAGGACCGUUUGGAGGAGAUGGAACAGCAAAAGCAUAAAUUGGAAGAUAUGUUGAAUGAAGUACGCCAGAAGUGUAAGGAAGAAUCUCAAUUGAUCUCAACUCUUCAGAGACAGAUCCAUUCUCAGGAGUCGGAUUUGCAAAACCAGGAGGAAGAGCUUAGCAGAGCAAAGGCUGACUUGGACCAUCUACACCAGGAGGAGAGACAGCUGGAACAGAGCCUGGCUGCUGGCAAGAUUCAACUGGAAACCAUCAUUCUUUCACUGAAGUCGACUCAGGACGAAAUCAACCAAGCUCGCAGCAAGUUAUCCCAGAUUCAGGACUGUCAGCAGGAGAUGUCUAAAGGAAUUGAGCAGUACAGCAGCACCUUAAAUGGUACCAAUGGAGGCAGUAUGACAAACCUGGCCGACAUGAGCGAAGGCUUCAAUGACAAAGAGAGUGGAGGCUUUUCAGCUGCAGGGAAGGGAAGACAGGAAGAUAUAUUCAAAGUUAAGCCAUCAGUGUUCUACAAUCAGCCUCAAGACCUUCAGUCGGACCUUUUCAACGCUGAAGAUCCAUUUAAAACGGACCCAUUCAGAGGUGACCCAUUUGAAAGUGACCCAUUUGGAAAGGCAUCAUCUACAUCGACAGAUCCCUUUGAAGGAGAUCCAUUUAAAGAAGAAGAUCCAUUCAAGGCUUCAUCAGAAGAUUUUUUUAAGAAGACUACAAAGAUGGAUCAUUUUUCCACAACAGACCCUUUUUGUAAAAGUGCCACUAUACCCUCCAAGCAAACAAGUCACUUUGCAGGAGGUGACCCAUUUUCUACAAACCACCAGAAACCCAGAGAAUCAGAUCUGUUCACAACACUGGACCCCUUUGGGAGUAGUACGUUCAAUAGUGCCACUAACAGCUGCACUGGCUUUGCAGACUUCAGCCACAUGUCAAAAGCCAGAGACCCCUUUGAAGGAAGGGCCAACUGGCUUCCAGAUUAUCAGAAGCCAGUAUUUGUAGAUGACCCUUUCACCAGGAAAACAGACAUGCCAGCUCUGCCACCUAAAAGAAGUAUACCACCAAGGCCCAAACCACCCAGCGGUACAACAACACCAGUAAGCUUUAUUGCCCCAGCAGAUCCUUCCAAACCAUGUGAUCCUUUCCAGGCUUUUGGUGCUGAUGUCAUAGACCAUUUCCCAGCUAAAAAAGGUCUAGGUGACCCAUUCAGUGGAAAAGAUCCCUUCAUCCCAUCAUCAGCAUCAAGACCUGAUAAAGUCAAGUUUGGUAACGAAGCUCAGCAACUUGAAUGGGCCAAGCGAGAGAGUGAGCGGGCCGAGCGAGAUCGACUGAAACGGCUCAGACAACAGGAACAGGAGGACCUGGAGCUGGCCAUUGCCCUUAGCAAGGCAGAGAUGUCUAAUGCAUGACAUCUAAAUCUAACAUGCAUCUAACUCAGAUGACAUUAUAAUACAAACACAUCUACACACACGCACACACACACACAACCAUGCACCACCAUACUUAAAUAGCUGCAAAACCUGUUUGGAUGCAUGACAAAAAAGUGAUUUAAUAGAUGAUAUGAAGAAGAACUUUUGAAGGAUGUAUACACUGUGUAUUAAUUACCACUUUAGUUCUGGAUAUCAAGGAUGAUCCAUGAAGUAAGUCACGCAGACAAAACAAUUCACCAGGAUUUGAGUCUACAGCAGCUCUUUUUCUGGUACUUUCACAAUGUGAAAACACAGCAUGUCAGUUAACCUGGAAUUGAACAACAAAGAAACUAACAAAUGUAGAUUCAUGUCAUAGUGACAAACUGAUGGGAAGAGUGUUUUCUCUUCCAACAUUUGAUAGAAUUUGGCAUUUAGAUUUUGUGCAUAAUGCCACAAAAAAGAGAUUUAACAAGAAAAUAAUCAGGUUUAAGAAAAUUAGAUGAUUACUAAAUACUUGAUUACUUGGUUAUGUCUUACUAAUAACAAUCAGUAAGACAUAACCAAGAGGUGAGAUAUCAAGAUUUUAAGGACUCUAAAAUCUUUAUCUGAUAUACAGAAAUGAGGUAGAUAUUCAAUUUUUCACUCUGUUUUUAGAAUGCUUUCAAAAUAGCUUGAUAUUCCUCUUUGUGCCACACAAAAUUAGCCCAGAAUCUCAAGCAAGACAGAAUUGUUCAGAGAUUCCAAAGUACCAGAGCUCUGUUGAGACAUCAGCCGUUGAAAUCAGUCAUUUCCAUACAGCUGUGGAGGACUGCAAGGCACAAACUCAAACUGAGUUGGGCACAAGCCUGCCAGGUUGGGCUUGUGCCUCCAAAUCUCCAAAACUAGUGAGAGGACACCACAAGCAGGCCAGGAAAGUCCUGCCCAAAGACACAGUGACUGAGGAGGACAGAGCAGAGGUCAACCUGUGUUGUCCCCCCCACAGGUUAGAAGGCAAACUCAAACCUCCUGAGUCACCAUUCCCCAAUCCCAAACACUUUCUGAUUUAGAUCAAAUAUAUUUGUAUUAUAUAAGAUUUUAUUCAUUAUUUUUUAAAAUUCAAAAUUCAACAAACUUUGCAAUAUUUGGUAGAAUUGCUCUGUAAACUAUAUACAGGGUCAACGCUAGUAGAAUCUGUUUUGUUAGUAUGACAAGAAUGAGGCAGAAGGUUAACAUGUACUUUACUUCACAUCACAACUUGCACAUAUACAUUGGUUAAUAUGUUACACGUCAAGAUAACUGUACACAACAUCUCCCCCUUUUGAGGAAGAGAAAGGAAAUAAUCCAUCAUCAGUUGAGAUCAGAGCAAAUUUAUUGUUCUAUGUAAGGAUUUUGCUCUAUUUGCCCCAAGCUUUAAAUUUUUGGGAUAAUAUUUGAGAAGUCAUUUUAAUAAUGUUGCAUAAUAUUCUUCCCUCACGUUGUUGUUUGUUGGGAUGUGCAUCUUUCACAUCUUUGUGACUAGAAAAUGCUAACCUAAAUAGUAACAGUCAUUUUUUGACUGGCUAUUAGUUGAGUAUUGAGAAAUGUGAAGUUCAACAUAGAGCUGGCUCUAUUUUGGGAUGCUGUUCUCUGGCUUGCAAAAUAAUGCAGCAAUGGCAAAACACUUAGACACAGUUGGAUCAGAGAACAGAACAUGUCUCCAAAAAUAAACCGUUUGUUCCAGAGUUUAUUAAAAAAACUAUAUUCUCACCUUUCCUCAUCAGGUGGACUUUCACCUGAUGGACUACAGUCCACCUGAUGAUGGAGUAGAACUAGUUUUGUCUUCACAAGGUUUUUGCUUUUAUUCUGUGGUUGCAACACAUGUUCAUCUUUGGGUCACAGAAUGGUCAGGAUAUUUCCUUGCUGUACUUGCAUUAAUGUUUGCUUAGAGAAAAAUUUCACUUUCAGGCACCUAGAAAUAAGUGAUGGAUAAACCAGACAAAAUGGGGUCUAGAAUUCUCAUAUUGUAUAUCUUGAAGAUUUUGUUUUAGAUUUUAUCAUAGGUAUGAUGUGUGUUUGAAGUGAUGCCAAUAUCCACAAGGUGAUAGGCAGAGGAACAGUUUUUUCAGUCUGAACUCCUGACUCUAAAAAAGUAGUAAAAAAAACUUUUUUGAGAAAUCUUUUUUUUACUCUGGUGUUUAGCAAAUAAAAAUAAUUUUGGUAAAAAAGGAACUGUUUAGUCUGAUUUAACAACAGAAAUUAAAAGGGGGCAAAUUUAGCAUCUUUCUGAAUGUAAAUAUCUGGUUUCAACUGUACAUGAAUUCCAGCUUGGCUGCAUCUUGGAAUCAUCCCAGAACAAGUUGGGACAUCAAAGCUGCAAACAUUUGUCAGCUCGACCCUACCCUUCACCACAGAGUGUAUUUAUAUACAGCAGCCAACAUCCUGAACCCCUGAGGAUGACUCUCAUCCCUGCAAAGGACCCACAGGAUAUCUGGGUUUCUCUGCUGAACAUUAUGUGUGUGACCCACAAAACAUGUUCCACAAUGGACUUUCCUCAAGCCUGGAGUUUUCCCCUUCACACUCCUAAGUAUUGCAUUCCAGGGUAGUUGGUAUGUUCUUUGGCAGUAUUUGUUCUUUUUUUGUUGUUUUUCUGAGUAAGCAAAGUGUGCAAACCUCAACAAGUGCUACCCUUUCAUCAGAGUUGUGACUUUAUUGCAGGAACUUAUAUUAGUUUGUUUAUGUGUUUUUUUAUAACUUGCUGCAUUGAAAUUACUACAACAAAUAGUCCAGGGACUGGAAAUUCAGUCUGAGGCGUUUUCAGAUGGUUAGAUAUCAGAGAGUUACCAAAGCACUAUUUUUGGUGUGUUGGUGAUACUGUGUAAUAUCAGGAAAACAUGCAACAAUAUGGUGAAUGUUGCAAUAAUGAUGUGAUUUAUAAUGAAAAUACAAAUAAGUAAAUAGUAUUGCCAUUUUUGGUUCAUAGCAGUACUAGCCCCCAAAUAAUGGGUCCAUUCAGUGCAGUCUGAUUCUGGGAAAGAAAGAAAAAAUCUAUUUCAAGGUUUGUAAAGGUUUUGAUUUUCUGUGAUUUCUACGUUUUGACAUGGGAAUGCAUCAUGAAUGACCUUCCCAACUCUUUACCUUUUAAAUCAUUUUCUGCUGCAUUCAACAAAUGUCACAAAAUACUUUAGUAGAGUGGGGAGUCUGAAUGCAUAGUUAUUCAAUAAUUAGCUCAAUUUCAAGCAGUUCCUCACAGUAUGUGUAUUAUGUGAUAUAUAUUGUUCUGAUCUAAUAGGUAAGCAUUAGGGAUGGUAUGUAAAAACGCUGUGGCUCCAUGGUAUAUACAAAAAUGUAAAACAUGUAACAUGAUCUUAAAACAUAGAAGCUCUAUUUAGAAGUUGUUCAGCUAAAAUGUCAUUUCAAGCUUAUAGCUAUUUUUGACAAAAUAAGCACUCUCUGGAUUUAGUUUUUAUAUUCUCCCGAGCUGACUUUCCUACAAUGCUGGUUAAUUUCAGUUUUGGCUUUAAUUUACCUCAAAAUAUGCUAAACUAACUUACUACAGUGAAGAAUAUGAAUUGAAAUCAUUUUGGUGAAAGAUGUUGAGGAGACCAAACACACCU